CAUAACGUCAUUGGGUAAGCAUCAACAUGGAGGACAUCGUAGCCGUGGAGAAGAGUCCGGUAUGAAUCAGUGAGAUCGUUCCGUGUUGUACAUUCAUAUUCGAUUAACUUUCUGUGGUAGGCUUUUUGUAAAUCCAUAUUUUUAGUGUUGCCGUGUGAGGUUGUUCGUCGAAUAAUUAUUGAUUAGUUUGCUCCUUUGCUCUGUUGAAACCUGCCUAUUCAUGCUCUGCCCUGUGCAGUUGCUAUGUCAUCCCAGUUAGCUAGCUGUUAGCCUUAGCAUAACAAGAUGUUAAAAAAACAUCACAAAGAUACGGUUUCUUUCUUAUCUUUGAUGGACAUAUCAAGAGUUUUACAUGACUUUUGUGCUGUUGUCACCUUUACAGGAAGAUAUGCCGGCGGUACUGACUUCCAGACCCCAGACGGGUCUUUCUUUCUUGGCCCCAGAACCAGAAGAUCUGGAGGAUCUUUACAGCAGAUACAAGGUUUGUGACUUUCUCAUGAAUUUGAGUUGAAACAUUAACAUUUUUAAACUUUAUUUGGCAGUGAUUAUGCAUAUUUAAGUCUAAUCAUUCUUGAAAAGAUUGUAGAAUAUAUAAAAAAAACAUUGAUUAAAUAGAGAUCAAAAUUGAGGCGUGGGUUCAAACACCUAUUAUAACACUGAUAAAGGGAUAUUCCGGCGUAAAAUUAAUUUACAGGGGUGCCACAGGCUCAUGUUGAGGUCUGUCUGUCUGUCUGUAUCCAUGGUCGCAGUCAGUAACUUUGUUGUUAAAAAUGAGUUUUAAGAUGCGAUUUGAAAGUAGGGGGGAUGUUUUAAUCUCAAGUGGCAAUUCAUUCCAUAAUUUGGGAGCCACAGCCGAGAAAUCUCGGUCACCACAGGUUUUUAAACGAGUCUUUGGAACCACAAGUUGGAGAUAUACUGUGGUGCUGAUCCAUUUAAAGAAUUAAAAACAAACAAUAAAAUUUUAAAAUGAAAAUUUUCAGUGGGUUCUACUUAAAUUCACACAGAGCCAACUCAGAGUGAAAAACUGAACUGGAAACAGGUUUUGGGUGACUAAGGCCUAAUGAUGCUCGUGUGGAGUUAAAGCUAGUGGGCGUAGUUUGAUCCAACAUAAUAGUUACAGUAGCUCACUGCUGGUUCUGAUAGUUAGGCUGCUGAUAGUAAGGCUGUAACUCUGACUUCAGGAGAGGAUCUGAGACGGAACAACGUCACUCCACCUUCGUUUACACUUCUGUGUAAAUGGUAGCAUGUUAUUGUAAAUGUUUCAGCUGAUUUUAUAUGGAACACCUUCUGUUAUUUUGUGUUUGUAGAAGCUGCAGCAAGAGCUGGAGUUCCUUGAGGUGCAAGAGGAGUACAUUAAAGAUGAACAGAAAAAUUUGAAGAAAGAGUUCCUCCAUGCCCAGGAGGAGGUGAAGAGGAUACAGAGCAUCCCACUGGUCAUUGGCCAGUUCUUGGAAGCUGUUGACCAGAACACAGCAAUUGUUGGCUCCACCACAGGUAACAUUUAGCCAUGUUUGCAGAGCGUGCGGAGGAUGAAAUGCUCUGAAAAUGUGAAUCUUGACUAAAACGAACCUGUGAAUAUUUUAUGCAAACCAAGAUUGACCGUAUAGAUUAAAAAAAAACAGAUCAUACUAAGCAGGCUAUUGACCUGUUUGAAUACAUGGGUCUCUGUUCCCAUUUAUUCAUUUUUUUCCGAAGCAGCUGUUCUGAUAAACAGAGACUGAGAGGCGGUGUACCACUGUAGAGAACAUUUUUAUGGCUUCAUAUAAGUUUAGGACACUCUAUGUUUGAACCUGGUCAAGGAUGGUCCUCGAGGUUUUAGAAGGGCACAGGUGAGGUGUUACCUGUCUUGUGAUCUGCGCUAAAAACAAUACUAUAGGAUGCACUGUUCUCUUGGUAUUUUAUCCACGCUGGUCGCUGGUCACAACUUCAUACACUGAGAAUAUAUUUUGCACUGAUAUCUUUUGUUCUUUUCUAGCAUUAAAACUAUGAGAGUAUAUGUAUAGAAUAUACAGCAUGCAUUAAAAAAUACAAAACUACUGCCUGUAAAAAUAAAUAAAUGAGUGGGUAAAGCUGAGAAUUAAAAUUUGAUGAAACGUCAGAUGAUGCACAGUGGCUGUGUGUUUAAAUGCUUUACCAUGUAAUGUACUGUGUACAGUCAAGUUUGAAUUAUUCAGUAUGUGGUUCAUGUUUUAAAUGUGUAAUGAGUUCAGUUCUUGUGUUCUUUCUUCUCAGGGUCCAACUACUAUGUGCGCAUCUUGAGCACCAUUGACAGAGAGCUGCUGAAGCCCAACGCCUCUGUGGCCUUGCACAAGCACAGCAACGCUCUGGUGGAUGUUCUCCCUCCUGAAGCUGACAGCAGCAUUAUGAUGCUCACGUCAGGUACAACACUGAGUCUGCUGCCUCCCAGAGGGUUUCAGACAGUCUGAGGAGGAGCCUCUUAUAAAGAUAGAAGUAGACCUUGUUGUGUAUUAGUGUCACAGAUUAUUGUCUUCUUAGUUUGUAUGGAAGCCCAGAGUUUCACCAAACAAUACAGUUCCUCAGCUUACAGAAGCUUUUUUAAAGUAAUUCACAAGACUGAAGAUCCAGUAAAAAGUUAAAUCAUGUUUCAAGUGCAAGUCUGUGAUAAUUGUCUUUUUUUUCUUCCUUUCUUUCUCCUCUCAGACCAAAAGCCUGAUGUGAUGUACGCUGACAUCGGUGGUAUGGAUAUUCAGAAGCAGGAAGUCCGAGAAGCUGUGGAGCUUCCACUCACACACUUUGAGCUUUACAAACAGGUGAGACAUUUCAGAGAGAUUAAAUAAUUUUACAUCAAAACAAAGAUCUUUCUGUUUCUCUCUCUUAAAAAUACAGAACCCCCUAGCUGUAGAUGCUUAACGCUGGUCUAUUACUUUUCCUAGAUUGGCAUCGACCCACCCAGGGGUGUCCUGAUGUACGGACCUCCGGGUUGUGGGAAGACCAUGUUGGCCAAGGCCGUGGCACACCACACUACAGGUAAGAUCGUCAUGUCAGAGACUACAGAGUAUGUGUGCUGUGAUUUGAAACACCUUGAAAUUAGAGGACCUACAAAAGCAAAUGAUGUUUAAAUGUGUGUAACCACUGGAGGGGGUAAGUGUCAGACUAGAUGAGUAACAGCAUGCUGAAGUUAGUGUUAUGUGAAACUUAUUUAACAUCAAAUGUUCACAGUACCAAGUUCUGAUGCCUUUUACUGAUAAAAGUGAGCAGGGGAGGAAUUCUUUGACAUCAUAGACUGUAUAUACUAUGGACAAUUUGGUUCCGCCUCCUGCCAGUAUACGGAUUAAAGGGAGAGUCGCUGUGAUGAGGCUCGGCUCAAACAGUGUAUCCCCCGGGUGAGCUACACAAUCCUUGAACGGCAGUAAGUUGUAUCAAGUGUCAAUCAAAGAAAACAUGAACCCCCUAAUAACUUUAAAAAAUGGAGCUGCGCAGAAAAAAGAGGACUUGAGCACAAAACAGUCUUACAGUAACUACAUGUCAACAUUGCAAGCGGGGGGGAGGGGGGGUUAUGUUCUGUUUAAUAAAUUUCUAAAGUUUGUCCACAGCUCCAUAAGCUUUGCUGGUGGAGGCAGGAUUUAUGACCUAUACUGCAGCCCGUCAACAGAGGGUGCUGUUCUCAGAGUGGCUUCAACCAGCAAGGAGGCAGACGCUGUCCAUUCUAUAUACAGUCUAUAUUUGACGUGCACACAAACUCAGCUCAAGUAUCAGUUCAGAUGAGAGGAAUCAGUUUCUCCACUUGGGGCACCAAACCCUGCACAAACAGAGUUCCUCACAGGAUCUAUAGAUUAGAUUCAUUGCAACAGGAACAGCUGUGCAGCAUGAAGUUCGAAGUGUAAAUAUCUAGGAUGCAAAUAUACGGUGCAGCUGUAGAGAGUGUCUGUCAAUCCUGACGCAGAGCACUACAACAUGAUCAAAUUCAGAGUAAUUAUGAUGUGACUGAUUCAAAGAUAAUAAGAAAAAAAUCGACUAGACAAAGGUCUUUAUAACGGCCCAUGACAGCUAUGGUGUCUGCUAUUGUCUUCAAACAAGAGGUGAAAGCCAGCAGGACAUGAAAAAGCCUGCAAAGCUUUGCUCUUCGAUGUAGGAGGGUAGCAGCAACUACAGCCAAACCACGCUGCCAUUUUAGGAGAGUUAUGAGGUUAACCACAUUUGUUUUAUUUGACCAGCACGGCAUCUUUUUCCAGAAUGCAUUCAGCUUGUCGCCCAUCUCUCUGGUGAAACAUGUGGUCUACCCAAACUUUCGGUUUGAAAGCCUCCUUCAUGUUUGUUUUGCACAGUUACUAAGUUACUCUUCAAUACUCUGGUAUACAUCUUUGGCAAACAACAUCUAGCUACAUCCCUGGCAUGUGAUAACUUUAAAACAAAUAGCAAACAGGACCACUAGUAAUAAGAUGAGAACUUUUUUGUUGUAAAUUUUAAACCCUGAAAUCUCUGUGAGAAGAUAGAUUAAAAGACAGGAGGAUGAGGUGUUUGUCUGAGAGACUACCUUUACAUAUACAGAACAAGAGUCAAGAUGUAUCAGUCUGUACACAGAGAGCGCCAGAGCCAACACAGACUAAAAGUUCCCCAAAGUAGCAGUAAACUUGAAUAAACCCUCCCUCCAAAAAUUGGGUUGGUCCCUUUUCUAUAAAAAUCAUGAUGUAAAAUUAAUUGCAUUUUAAUGAUGGAUGAAUUUAAACACUGAUGCAUAUAGAUUUCAGUCAAACUGCAACCAUUCACAGCUGCAAUCGUGUGUGUCCAUGUAUUGACAUAAAUUGGUUAAUCUUUCCGUCCCUAAGGAGCACAAACAUUUAUGACAGCAUGACUGUGUCCUCUUACAGGCCUUUUCGGAUACAUUAUCAAUCUGCAGAAAAGUCUGCAGCUACGAACAGAACAUUUCUCCUUAUUUCUCAUAUCUGCAAAAACUAGUAUAGAUACUCCUUUAAUCAGAAAUGUGGUCAAUCAGGCACAGAGAUGUUAACAGAGACUUUUUACCUUUAUUUUGACAGUGCAAGAACAAUUCCAACUCUGUUAUUGAAAAAGUUGAUUGUUGUCACAUAAAACAGAUACUUUGUCUUGUCAAGGAUGAUUACUAAUGAUCAAGUGCGGUAAUUAAAAAGUAAGAACUCCUGUUCUACGUUUUUGUCUUCAGCGGCGUUCAUCCGUGUGGUGGGCUCUGAGUUUGUCCAGAAGUAUUUGGGUGAAGGUCCUCGUAUGGUGCGCGACGUCUUCAGGCUGGCAAAGGAAAAUGCUCCGGCCAUCAUUUUCAUCGAUGAGAUUGACGCCAUCGCCACAAAGCGUUUUGAUGCACAGACUGGAGGUACAAACAUGUCAUACUUGUAGUCUUUACAUACUGGAACAGCAACCUGCACAACACUAAAUUAAAACCUGAGAAGAGUUCUGGCAUUAUUUUAAGUCUUUUUUUUAAUGAUUUUUAUUAUUCGAGGCUAAAAUCUCAUUAGUUCAUCUCUUUAUUAGACCUGUUUUUCCCUAAUCAAAUCAAAGUGCAGUAAGAUUAUGAUAUAAACGUCUCCUCUGACCCUGUAUUUUCCCCCUGCAGCUGAUCGAGAGGUGCAGAGAAUCUUACUGGAGCUCCUAAAUCAGAUGGACGGCUUUGACCAGAAUGUUAAUGUCAAGGUGAGUCAAUUCCACCCGUGUAAGAAAGCUCUUAACUUCCCCCCUGUGACUGCGCUUUCUCUGUAUUUGCUGACUCGUGGUGCCGCUGAUGGAGUCUGAGCACCGUCAGCGUGACAUAACUGGCCAUUUAUUCGCUCUGCCAUUGUUGCCGUGCCUCAUGGCCUUUCAUUCGGCUUAGAGAGCACCCAAAAGGUUUAUGUUGUCAGUCUUCAAAACCUCAAAUGCACAUUUUGCCCCUGAGCUAAAUGCGAAUGCGGCGCACAGAGAGCUUUGGGUAUUUCAAGAGAGUGCAAGCUUAUUUCCAGGAACUAAGACUGCUCUGUGAAGAAUGAAUUUCCUGAGGGUUUUUCAUGCAGACGCUUCUUUGACAAAUCUCUUUUAAUGUACAACUGUGGCUUUGCAUGGUGUGUCUUGUUGCCCCGACUGUUUUACACAAAGCAAGUGCAACGCUUGCUGCUUUUUUCCUGUCAGACAUUUGUUUUCUAUCUGCAAACCUCUAAUUUCAGAGUGAAGGGUCGCAUUUUAGCCCAAACGUUUUUUAAUCGGCAACAUUUUUCACUUGAUGCCUUUCUGGCACGCACCUUUGUUUACUUUUGCAACCCUUUGGAGGUGAUCUUAAUUACAAGAACAUUAAACUGUAACACUCGUUUGAUAUUGAAUUAUAGCCUCAACAUUCAGUAAUUGAUUGAAAUCUACCGCAGCGAGGCCUAAACUUUCAGGCUGCCAACAACAAAAGGUUCCAAAACCCUUGGCUCGUAUCCCACAGGGCAUUCAGUCUGAGUUUGGCUCAGUUAUUCUGCCUUUAGUGAAACAGAAGCAUGUUUUUUUUUUAAGCGCCUCCGAUCAUGAUCUGUUUAUGGUUGACCGCUAUUCUCACGCAUUCUGUUGAAAUCCUCUGUAGGUGAUCAUGGCCACCAACAGAGCCGACACUCUGGACCCGGCUCUGCUGCGUCCUGGUCGUCUGGACCGAAAGAUUGAGUUCCCCCUGCCAGACCGCAGGCAGAAACGUCUCAUUUUCUCCACCAUUACCAGUAAAAUGAAUCUCUCUGAGGAGGUGGACCUGGAGGACUGUAUCCUUGUGAUGUAGUGACUGCAUGUCUACGCAGUACAACAUAAUGCACCUUCUAUACAUACAGGAAGUACAGCUAACAGUUUGUAUCAUUAAGAUCCUUGUUUCCACUGUAGGACAAAUCAGCAGGACUUAACAAGAUGAUUUGCUUUUGAUUAGUUUUGCUUCUUGUUGCUGCACGCAGAGGGUUCACUUGUCUGCUAUCUUUGUUGUGCAAGUGUUUUCUCCUUCAGGGUUGGUACUUUAUAGAUGAUGAAUCAAAAAGGCUCCACUCAGACUGCUCUAAGGGUCAUCUCCUUCCUCCAAGCCGUAUUACAGUCAUUCCAGGCGAUGCUUUGCAUGCAUUUUAAUUUUAGACUUGUAAGACUUCAUCGUGCUGUUUUGCUGUUCGGCGGAAGAGAUGGAGUUUAAAAGAGGAAGUUUUCCAAAAGUUUGGAAUGCUACAAAUGUUUUGUUACCAGUGUCAUCUCGUCCUGGGCGAUUUGGCAAAAAAAAUUAUCACGAUAUAUUUUGUCAUAUCGUCCGAUCUCGAUUAUUAUGACGAUUAUUUUUUAAAACUGCCAGUUUUAAAGUGUCUGUACUAAAAACUAAAGAAACUAGAGAUUAGUUUAACAUUUUAUUAAUGUAUAAAGUAAAUAACAAAGAAAAUUGAAUAAGAUACACUUAGAAAAAUAUAAAAAAAAACAUUUUAACUCAACAGUACAACAAAAGUAGACAAAUGCUAAUUAAUACAGUGAACUAGUUUACAGUCCUGAGUGUUUUUGCAGGAAUGUAAGACCCAAAAUAAACAGAUUUCUCCCUCAGGGAUAAUGAAGACGCCUUAAACUGUAAACAUUAGAUGAUGUAGUUGAUAUGACUGAUUGCUGCUUUGGUCUGGUGGCUGCACUGCUAGUUGUGGCGAAACUGCUAAUGCUACUCAUACUGUCAGCAAUGGCAGGCUGUGUAGACUCCGCUCACAUUUUCAUGCUUUCUGCGUAAUAACUCAGGAAGUACUUCUUCAAAUGAUUAAACAGAUCUGUUGUGUUACCUUACAUAUCGGCUUAAUUGCUCGACGUCACUUUGGAGAUACCCGAACCACCGCCACAAAACCACGUUGAAUAAUUUCUCAACAAUAACAUCUUCAGAGGAUGACUCAAAGCCACAGCUGACAUCUGUUUUGACGAUUUAUCUCGAACACAAUCAUAUAAUCGCCCAGUUCUAGUGUCAUCCAUGCAGUAGAGAGGUGCUCUUGUCUGAUGAAGCCAGUUUGAUCUUUUCUGAAAUGUAAAUCCACAAACUAAGAUAUUUCAAAGAUCUGGUGGAAAUAAGUUAAAUACCCCCUCUUUAGUUUAAAUCUUAAACUCAAAACAAAUGAACUCCCACACUAAUCUUUAAAGAAACAGACACCAACAUUGGGAACUUCACUCUGCUUUUUCUGUUUUUGUCCUAAUUCUUUGAUGCACAUUUGAGUUUUUCUCCAGACUGACUGCGCCUCCAUGUCGGACUUCCUGUUCCUUUUGUGUUACGCUGCGAGCUAAGACUCAUUUUCAUGUUCACCCCAUAAAUACGUCAUUGUUUAUCUUUUAUGAUGUGAAAAUGUAGCUAUGCAAACAACAAACAUGCAAAAAUAACCAAAUAUCUCAAAAGACAAACUGAUAACUGAAGAGUUGUUUUUCCAUCGUAAAGGAGUCUACAGCUUGAUUCUGCUGCAUCACUCAGAUAGUUUGUUAUAUCGGAGCUUAGGCACACAGAUGUUUUGCUUGUGCUUCACUUUGCUGAGUCCAGUCAACCUUAACUGAUGUGCAGAUGUGGCCAGACCAGACAAGAUCUCUGGAGCCGACAUAAACUCCAUCUGCCAAGAGGUGAGACGAGGCUUUAAUUAUCUGUUUGUUUAUACUUUACCCUUGGAGCAGGGAAAAUUAAGACAAAUGGAUAUGUAAAUAAUCUGUGCUUUGCAUAUUAAAUAACUAAGUGCUUGUUUUUCUUCCUCCGGCUGUUUGUGUUCCCCUCAGGCUGGCAUGUUGGCUGUGCGUGAGAACAGGUAUAUCGUCCUGGCCAAAGACUUCGAAAAAGCGUACAAGACCGUUAUCAAAAAGGACGAGCAGGAGCAUGAGUUCUACAAGUAAAGAGAAAAUAAAGCUGGAAAAUAGAGGUGUCGAGAUACUCAAGUUUAAUAUUGAUUUAUGUCAGCGUGUCUGUAUCCACAGUGUGUGUGUCUGUUAUGGAUUCCCUGUCCUUGACCGACAUUGAUUUUGGACUAAAUUAACUCAGUGCAGCACAGGGCCUCAUGUCAAGAUUAGCCCCGUGUCUCCAGCCUUGAGAAGACACACCACCACACAGUGAAGUGUUUUUUGUACAGACACGCUUCUGGUUCAUAAAAAUAUCUGGCCCUGACUGUAGCUAGAAUAGAACAUUUGUAUCUACGUGUACUCACGUCACAAGAUGUUACUUAAAACAAUCCAUUAAAGAUGUUUUCCAUAAAAAAUGAA
This is a messenger RNA of Xyrichtys novacula (pearly razorfish), 9162 nucleotides long. Lineage: Eukaryota; Metazoa; Chordata; Actinopteri; Labriformes; Labridae. The record is from the annotation of a GenBank genome assembly.